GAGUGCGGCAAAUCCUUCCGCUGGUCCUCGCGCCUGGCGCAUCACCUGCGCAGCCACACAGGUGAGCGCCCCUACAAGUGCCCCGAGUGCCCCAAGAGCUUCAAGCGCUCCUCGCUGCUGCAGACUCACCUGCGCGUGCACACGGGGCUGCGCGCCUUCAGGUGCGCCCAGUGCGGCCUCACCUUCAAGUGGGCGUCGCACUACCAGUACCACCUGCGGCAGCACUCAGGUGAGCGGCCCUACCGCUGCCCCACCUGCCCCAAGGCUUUCAAGAACUCCUCCAGCCUGCGGCGCCACCGCCACACCCACACAGGUGAGCGCCCGCACACCUGCGACACCUGCGGCAAGGGCUUCGCCCAGGCCACCAACCUGCGGCAGCACCUGCGGGUGCACACGGGCGAGCGGCCGUACACCUGCGCCACCUGCGGCAAGAGCUUCACGCACUCGUCCAACCUGCACCUGCACCGGCGCACGCACGGCCCCGCCCCGCAGUGCCCCGCCUGCGCCACGCCCUUGGCCUCGCGCGCCUGCCCGCAGCGGCACCUGCAGGGCCCCGCCCCGCCCGGCGCCGCCUCACCUGAGCCGCUCUGGAGGCCGCUGGGGCUCACCUGUGCCGAGCAGGAGGCGACGGCGACGCCGGCCACUCCCCCGGCCCCGCCCCACCGCUGCCUCACCUGCGGCAAGAGCUUCAAGAACGGCUCGGGGCUGGCGCGACACCUGCCCGGCCACGAGCGGCCCAGAGCCCCGCCCGCGCCAGGUGAGGCCGAGGCGCCGGCCCCGCCCGAGCGGCCGUACAGGUGCGGCGAGUGCGGCAAGGCCUUCAAGGGCUCCUCGGGGCUGCGCUACCACCUGCGCGACCACACAGGUGAGCGCCCCUACACCUGCUCCACCUGCGGCAAGAGCUUCAAACGCUCCUCGCUGCUGCAGACUCACCUGCGCGUGCACACGGGGCUGCGCGCCUUCAGGUGCGCCCAGUGCGGCCUCACCUUCAAGUGGGCGUCGCACUACCAGUACCACCUGCGGCAGCACUCAGGUGAGCGGCCCUACCGCUGCCCCACCUGCCCCAAGGCCUUCAAGAACUCCUCCAGCCUGCGGCGCCACCGCCACACCCACACGGGCGAGCGCCCGCACACCUGCGACACCUGCGGCAAGGGCUUCGCCCAGGCCACCAACCUGCGGCAGCACCUGCGGGUGCACACGGGCGAGCGGCCGUACACCUGCGCCACCUGCGGCAAGAGCUUCACGCACUCGUCCAACCUGCACCUGCACCGGCGCACGCACUCGGCGGCGCGGCCCUUCCGCUGCCCCACCUGUCCCAAGGCCUUCGUCAUGGCCGCCUACCUGCAGAGACACCUGCGCACGCACGGCCCCGCCCCGCGCCGCGCACCUGGCGGCGCCACGCCUGGCACUGCUGCACCUGUGCCCGCCGGCGCUUACCUGGUGCUGCCCGGUCCCGGCGGAGCCUCCCCGCGCAAGGUGCUGCUGGUGGCGGCCACGCCCGGGCACGCCCGGCCGCACCUGGCGCAGGUGGGCCGGGGGCAGCGCACCUGGCAGAGCGUCCUGCUCCUACCUGGGGCGGGGAGGGAGGGGACGGCAGCGGGGCUGCGGCUGCAGGUGGCUGAGGUGGCAGGGGUGGCAGGGGUCCCAGGUGUGGCAGGGCUUACAGGUAUGACAGGUGUUACAAGUCCUGGUGUGACAGGUAUGACAGGUGUUGGUGUCCCAGGUGUGACAGGUGUAGGUGUGACAGGGGUCACAGGUGUCACAGGGCUUACAGGUGUGGCAGGUGUAGGUGUGGCAGGUGUGACAGGUGUAGGUGUCACAGGGGUCACAGGUGUGACAGGUGUGACAGGUGUCCAGCUCCAGGUGCUGCCAGUGGCCACAGAGGUCACCAGUGUGCAAGGUGGGGAGCUGACAGGGGUGCAGCUCCAGGUGCUCCCAGUGCCUUCAGAAGUCACCAGCGUCCAGCUCCAGGCAGGUGAGGUCACCAACGUCCAGCUCCAGGUGCUGCCAGCACCACCUGAGGUCACCAACGUCCAGCUCUGCACAGGUGAGGUGACCAAUGUCCAGCUCCAGGUGUUGCCACCACCACCCCCAGGUGGCACAGGUGUGCAGCUCCAGACAGGUGAGGUGACCAAUGUCCAGCUCCAGGUGUUGCCACCACCACCUGAGGUGGCCAACGUCCACCUCCAGGCAGGUGAGGUGACCAAUGUCCAGCUCCAGGCCCUGCCGCUGUCCUCAGGUGUCACCAACGUGCAGCUCCAGGUGUUGCCACCACCUGCGGGUGGCACCAAUGUCCAGCUCCAGACAGGUGAGGUGGCCAAUGUCCAGCUCCAGGUGUUGCCACCACUUGCAGGUGGCACAGGUGUCCAGCUCCAGGCCACUGAGCUGCCCAGUGUCCACCUGGAGACCACAGAGGUGACCAGGGUCCACCUGGAGACCACCCAUAUGACCGAUGUCCACCUGGAGACAUCAGGGGUGACCAAUGCCCACCUGGACACCACGGAAGUGACUGAUGUCCACCUGGAGACCUCAGAGAUGACCAAUGGCCACCUGGACAUUUCAGAGGUGCCCUCUGACCACCUGGACAUCAUGGAAGUGACCGAUGCCCACCUGGAUGUGUCAGAGGUGACCGAUGUCCAUCUGGACACCACCCAGAUGCCCAGUGCCCACCUGGCCACCUCAGAGGUGACCAAUGUCCACCUGGACACCACGGAAGUGACCAAUGUCCACCUGGGGACCACGGAGGUGCCCAGUGCCCACCUGGACACCUCAGAAGUGCCCAGUGCCCACCUGGAGACCUCAGAGGUGCCCAGUGCACACCUGGAACCCACCCAGAUGACCAACGUCCACCUGGACACCACGGAAGUGACCGAUGUCCACCUGGACACCGCGGAGGUGACCGAUGUCCACCUGGAGACCUCAGAACUGCCCAGUGUUCACCUGGAGACCUCAGAGGUGCCCAAUGUCCACCUGGAGACCAUGGAGGAGGUGCCCAGUGCCCACCUGGACACCUCAGAACUGCCCAGUGCCCACCUGGACAUGUCAGAGGUGCCCAGUGCCCACCUGGAAGUGCCCAGUGCCCACCUGGACACCUCAGAACUGCCCAGUGCCCACCUGGACAUGUCAGAGGUGCCCAAUGUCCACCUGGAAGUGCCCAGUGCCCACCUGGAGACCCCUGAGGAGGUGCCCGGUGCCCACCUGGACACGUCAAAGGUGCCAGGUGCCCACCUGGAGCCCACAGAGGUGCACCUGGAACCCCCCUAG
Messenger RNA from Agelaius phoeniceus (red-winged blackbird), 3264 nucleotides. NCBI's taxonomy places the organism in Eukaryota, Metazoa, Chordata, Aves, Passeriformes, Icteridae. The record is from RefSeq and is a predicted model, not a curated record.